UCUGUUCUUGGAAAUCUGGUAUAGGAUCAAUCCAAUAUAUAUAUAUAUCAAGAAGUUAGAAAAAUGCGCCCAUCCGCCAUUGUCCUCGCCCUGGUGGCCGCGGUUUCGGCCCAAGACUUUGCCGACGUAACCUCGACCGAAUCCGGCGACGCAAGCGGCAUACUGGAGACUGCCGCCGGCGACAGCCUCUCCUCCGCCGCGGCCCAUCUCUCCUCCGCCGUGGGUCACGUGAGCUCGGCAGCAGCCUCCGUCGCCUCCGAGUUCACCUCAGACCACAGCCUGAGCAUAAGCUCUUCGUUCCGCGCCGACAUCUCCAGCCACCUGUCGGACCUCAGCUCCAACAUCGCCAGCUUGACGAGCGACGCCGGCAGCCGCGCGAGCUCCAUCAGCUCCGUGCUCGCCACCGCCACGGGGAGCAUCGCGAGCAGCCUCAGCUCGGACCUCAGCGGGCUCACCAGCUCGCUCAGCGCGCGCGUCAGCUCGCUGCGGCACUCGGGGACCGCUACGGGGACUGGAUCUGGGUCUGCCGCCACCGCGACUGCGACAAGCAACCCUGCGCCGGUCAGGACGGCGGCGGUGGGUAUGGGUGCGCUGUUCGGUGGCGCCGCUGUCUUUGCCAACAUGUAGAUUAGAAUGAGGAUGAGGGAUGGCGUUGUUUGUUUUUUUCUUGGUGGAUAUUUACGCCAAGGGGUCAGGCCAGGGCUGGAAAUACCUGGGCGAACCCAAAUACCUACUUGAUCACUCGUUCAAAUAGCUCAUCAUGGCAAGGCGUUAGUCGUUCUUUCGAGAAUUAUAAGAAGAAAGACGUUUGUUGCAUUGUUUGUGUGGUCAGCGGUUCGUAGCAUGAUGGAUGAUGUACCUCUGACGCGUAACAAGACGCGUCCAUAGUUGGUCGUUGUUCUCGUAGUGACACAGACUCGUCAUCCCGCCUAUGCCUGCUGAGUCUCGUGGCCCUAUGCUGAGUGCGACUUGUGUUGACAACCAUAUCGACAUACAAGGACUGGAAGCACACCCGAGAACGAUCGUAUGGUAGAAUCGGUUUUGGUACUUGUAAAUAACGACAAUGUACCAUAGUAUGCAACUAGACCGUCAUGUGUGGCUCUGAAUCCACACUGGCUCCCUCGGCACCAAAAAACUGCAAAAAUGAACCACUUUGAAUGAU
Messenger RNA from Cryphonectria parasitica EP155, 1162 nucleotides. RefSeq lists its product as uncharacterized. The transcript has 2 exons. NCBI's taxonomy places the organism in Eukaryota, Fungi, Ascomycota, Sordariomycetes, Diaporthales, Cryphonectriaceae. The coding region runs from base 64 to 627 and encodes 187 amino acids. The record is from RefSeq and is a predicted model, not a curated record.